This is a messenger RNA of Striga asiatica, 3706 nucleotides long. The record is from the annotation of a GenBank genome assembly. NCBI's taxonomy places the organism in Eukaryota, Viridiplantae, Streptophyta, Magnoliopsida, Lamiales, Orobanchaceae.
AUAAGAUGUUAAACGAGGGAGCAAACUAUAAUUUAUCAACAAAAAAAUCCCCAAACCCCAAUUCUUCCAUCACAAAUAAAAAGUCAAGGGACCCGCACCUCCUCGAACCAUGCUCAAAAGUCAUGAAGCCCCUCAAAUCUCAACUCUUCAAUAGUUUGAUCCAACGGUCUAAAAAUUUAUAGACCAGUACUUUGUAGCAGUUAAUAGUCACCCUCUUGUUUUCCCUCACAUAAACCCUAGAAAUCCUGCAAACCUACCCGCCUCUCGCAGCCACCCUUUUUUUAUAACGUGAAACACCAUUAAAAUCGAUUGAAAGAGAGAGACAAGGGAAUUUAAUAUUUUUUAUUAUAACUACUGUAAAAAAAGACCCCCCUUCGGAAAUCGAAUUGAUUAUUUGUGGUGGACCAAAAAAGGGAUGCUUUAAUUUUUAUUUUUUUUUGUUCUGUUGAUAAUAUAUUUUGUAUCUUGUUAUUUGUAUGCGUUCCGUUUUGAUGGAUGUCUGAGUCUGUGAAUCUGAAAAAAUGAUGGGUUUUUUAUGAGAUGCCGGUGAGAUUUACCUGAUCUUCAAUUUUUGCCCCCAAAAUGUUGUCUUGAAGCAUUUUAUCAUUCAUUUUGUGGCCUGGUACAGAACUUGGAUGGGGAAAAAUCUGGGUUUGUGGUGGGACCGACUUGUGACGAGUUGAUCCGAGUCUACUGAGUUGGGACCGAUUUGGCAUGGCAAAGGCGUGAAGAAGGGUGCUUUGCUUGCAUGUUCGUGGGAAAUUGAGUUUUGGACGAAUAUUUGCUAAGUUAGUUGGAAAAAGAGAAACCCAGUUUGAACCUGGUUGCUUGAGUCGGUUAUCGAAAAUUUUGUGCUUUAAGAGCGAGAGAAAAGAUUUGGGUUGGCGUUACUGCCAUAGCUGUUUUAGUUCUUUUUGCACUGGACCAAGUUUUGGUCAUUAAGGCGAUUAAUUACAAAGCUGAAGAGGAAAACUAGCUCGGGGGCUUUGCCUCGCAGAAGCAAACACAAACCAAUGCCUUCGGUUGGUAUGAGAAGGAACACAAGGGUGUUUGGGGCCCAAGUUUUGCGGUCUGGCAGGAGGCUAUGGACCAAGCCUCAAGGAAGCAGCAAGAAAGUCCGUAUAGAUCAUGUGGAAAAUCAGUGGGCCGAGCUUCGAAAAGAGUCCACUGAUAUAAGAGAAAGUGCUGUUGAUUCCUGCAAGGAGACAAAGAAGGAAAGCCCGAAUAAUGGUUUGGCAGAUGUUGAAAUGCAGGAAAUUGCCCCCGAAUGUGGUGAUGUGGAUGUGAAAAAUGUGGACAGAAUGUAUGGGAUUGUGUACAAAAGAAAGAGAAAACGGGCUGAGUUGGGAAAAGUUGUUCUUAAAGAGGAUAGAAGAUGUGGGAAGAAGUUUUUCAGGAAGCAAUGGAGAAAAAGAAGUAAACUUGAUUUGUCUGAAACUUGUGUGGUUGACCGGAGUUCAGUUAUCAGGGUUUGUGAACUUGCUGUUGUUGUAAAUGGGUCAUCUUGCCGAUUUGGAAAUUUGAUUACUUGCUUCCUGACUAAGUUACUUAGUUACAUGUCUAGAGUUAGGAUUGGGAUUAGACGAUUGUCAGCAUUUCUUGUGUCCAAACCGAUAUGCGAUGCUUAUUCGUCAGGUGGAGUGCUUUUCCUCCAGGAUUCUUCCAAUGCCAAUAAUCCCGUUAUUCGCAUAUUAUCAGGAUCCAAGUCAUUAAUACCAACUUUUUCUCUUAAUAUUUUCGCAAUCCCAACGUUAUUUAUGCAUAUGCAAACACGUAUGUCCAUUAGAUCAGCACAUUUGGCUUGCUUUCUCAUAGCACCUUCGGUCAAUAUUUUUGAGAAGGACAAGAAAGUUACAGACAUGGCUGAUUGUUCUGAAACACAAUCCGUGACACAUUCAGUCGAUACAUAUGAAAAGGAUGAUAUAUUUACAGAGACACACUCUUUUGAUGUCCCAUCUUGUAUGGAGCAGCAAGAUUCUGUUGAACUAUUACCUCAAGUUUCGUCUGAAAGAAUAAUAAGAAAAGAGUUGUCACAAACUACUGCUGCUAUUGGAAUAAAUAAAUCAGCUCUUCGACCUUUGAAAUCGAGAAACAGCCAUCACAUUCAGAAAAGACGAAGUUCCUUGCGACGCAAGAAAGGUCGAACUCAUUCUGGCUUUCGAAUCCAAAAAUCAUUUGCAACUUUGGCUACCGAAAUUUUCAGGAUCAAACAAGAAAAUGCCAAAGUAAAAAAAUUCAGUGAGCUAAAAUGUACAGUCACACAGGACAUGUUCGUGACAGGCUGUUCAGUGAACCUGUUAAUAACCGAACCUGACAGGUGCUACCGGGAAGAAGGAGCCACAGUCAUGUUAGAAUUAUCCGCAUCUAAACAAUGGUUCCUUGCCGUUAAAGAAGAUGGAAAGAAAAAGUACAGCCUAACUGUUGAGAAAGUCAUGCGAGCUUCUUGUACAAACCGUUUUUCUCACGCGACUAUCUGGGCUGUCAAUAGCGGCUUGAAGCUUGAGUUUCCCAACAAACAUGAUUGGCUGAUUUUUAAGGAGCUUUACAAGGAAUGCUAUGAAAGGAACAUUCUUUCGCCUGCUGCCAGUGUAAUUCCAGUCCCUGGGGUUCAGGAAGUGUUGGGCCUCGCGAAAAUGGAUUUUAAGCCUUAUGUGAGGCCCAAUUCGUAUAUCCGCAUGAGGGACGAUGAGUUGACUCGUGCUCUUGCAAAGAAGAGCCCGAUUUACGAUAUGGGCUCUGAUGAUGAACUGUGGCUGGCUGAAUUGAAUGAAGAGUUUUGUGGGGGUGAGCUUAUUACGCCUGAGAGUUUCGAGUCGAUCAUUGAUGCGCUCGAGAAAGGCUCUCACUGCAAUCCGGAGGAGAAUUUUGACGAGCAAGGGUUUUCUGAUUUUUGCAUGCAUUUGGAGAGAAGAGAAGUUGUUGAGGCCAUCCAUGGCUAUUGGGUUAAAAAGCGAAAACAGAAACGAGUGGCUCUGGUGAAGGUUUUCCAGCUUUAUCAUCCUAGAAAAACUCAAGUGAUCCCAAAAUCAGUUUUGCGCAAGAAAAGAUCAUUUAAACGACAGGCAAGUCAAGUUGGGCGAGGCAAACAAAGGCCAACAUAUCCAGCUAUUAUUCCAGCCGAACGAGACACUUUAGAGCAACAAGACAAUGUACACAAGGUGCAAGAAGCCAAAGCAGCUGCAGAAAGAUUCGAGGGUCUGGCUAUUCUUAAGCGUCAAAAGGCCCAAUUGCUCAUGGCCAAUGCCGAUUUAGCCACUUAUAAAGCAUUUGUGGCUCUUAGAAUUGCUGAGGCAGCCCAAAUGGCCAAGCAUCCGGAAAAUGUCCAUUCUUUUCUUCCUGGCCCAUUGGCCCAGUCGUGACAAAACCCAUCUUGGCCCAUUCUGCACUCUAAUGGGCUUCGGUUUUUUAUCAAGCCCUCUGUUGGGCGUUUUGCGAGUAUUGUAAUUUUGUAUAGGUUCUGAUUUGAUGUAUAUUUUGUAUCACUAUAUAACUGAUGACUAAAAUGCUUCAUCUGUGUAAGGGGGGUUUUGGGUCCUCUUUGGUGGGUUUUUUGGCUGAAAUUUGGUUUAUAUGUACUGAUGAACUUUGUAUAGUUUGGACUGCUUCUUUAGAGGCCACAGUUUCAGAUAUGCUCUGGCUAAUGAUAUAUCAUAUCUUCUCAACUCUGAUUGUAUUUUGCUGAAAAUUGUGCUUACUAGUAUUUGAU